Hypanus sabinus (Atlantic stingray) is the source of this 8456-nucleotide messenger RNA. RefSeq names its product DENN domain-containing protein 1A-like. Bases 129 to 3392 code for a protein of 1087 amino acids. NCBI's taxonomy places the organism in Eukaryota, Metazoa, Chordata, Chondrichthyes, Myliobatiformes, Dasyatidae. Gene Ontology annotation, biological process: endocytic recycling; endocytosis. The record is from RefSeq and is a predicted model, not a curated record. Gene Ontology annotation, cellular component: cytosol; clathrin-coated vesicle. The transcript is spliced from 24 exons. Gene Ontology annotation, molecular function: guanyl-nucleotide exchange factor activity; phosphatidylinositol phosphate binding.
CGGUACCUUCGAUGCCCAGCGACUAUGUCGUCCCCUGGUUUCGCGUAACGGCUGCGGAGGGAAGGGCUUAGCGGUAUUGCUUCUCCCCUGGCAGAAGCGACGACAGCGCGGCACAGUAGCCACCAGCAAUGGGGUCCAGGAUCAGGAAAUAUCCAGCGACGACUUUUGAAGUGUAUGCGGAAGUUACACGGCCCGAGACUGGUGGUUCAGAUCCUGAGGUGCGGAGGCAAUUCCCCGAGGACUUCAGCGACCAGGAAGUUCUGCAGACAUUGACCAAGUUUUGUUUCCCUUUCUAUAUGGACAGCCUUACAGUCAGUCAAGUUGGCCAGAACUUCACAUUUGUACUCACUGACAUUGACAGCAAGCAGAGGUUUGGAUUUUGCCGCUUAUCUUCUGGGGCUAAGACUUGCUCCUGCUUCCUAAGCUAUUUACCUUGGUUUGAGGUUUUCUACAAGCUUCUGAACAUCUUAGCAGAAUACACUGCCAAAGGCCAGGACUGCCAGUGGAAGAAUUUACUGCAUUUAUUGUACUGCAUUGUCCCUCCGCAGCCAGGUACUGCCGUGCAGUUAGGUGUGCAUUUGUACUUUACUCCACCUAAUAACCAGGAACUUCCUAGCAUACCAGAAAAUAGAAACCUGACAGAGUAUUUUGUUGCAGUGGAUGUUAACAACAUGCUCCAUCUUUAUGCCAGUAUGCUGUAUGAGCGGCGAGUUCUCAUCACCUGCAGCAAGUUAAGCACUUUAACAGCCUGCAUCCACGGCUCAGCAGCUAUGCUCUACCCCAUGUACUGGCAGCACGUUUACAUUCCGGUUCUCCCUCCACAUCUCCUGGACUACUGCUGUGCGCCGAUGCCCUAUCUCAUCGGAGUGCAUUCAAGUUUAAUGGAGAAAGUGAGGAACAUGGCUUUAGAAGAUGUAGUGAUAUUAAACGUGGACAACAAUACACUGGAGACACCAUUUGAUGAUCUUCAAAGCCUUCCUAAUGAUGUGCUGGCAGCACUGAAGAACCGACUUAAGAAAGUUUCAACAACCACUGGGGAUGGAGUUGCUCGUGCAUUUUUGAAGAGUCAAGCAGCCCUCUUUGGUAGCUACAGGAAUGCUCUGAAGAUCGAACCUGCAGUCCCUGGGUUACGAACGAGUUCCAUUCCUGAGUCUGUCUUUAAGUCGGAUUUGUACGAGGAACCCAUAACGUUCAACGAGGAGGUUUUUGUUUCACACCGCUCGAGUGCCAUGAGGCAGUUCCUACAGAAUGCCAUUCAACUGCAACUCUUCAAGCAGUUCAUUGACGGUCGACUAGAUCUGCUGAAUUCUGGGGAAGGAUUUAGUGAUGUAUUUGAGGAGGAGAUAAAUAACGGCGAAUAUGGAGGAGGAAGCAACAAAUCCUAUCAUCAGUGGCUGUUCACAGUGAAGAAAGGAAGUGGGGCCCUCAUAAAUACAAUGAAGACAAAGGCAAACCCCGCAAUGAAGACAGUGUACAAGUUUGCAAAGGACCAUGCGAAAAUGGGAAUAAAAGAGGUGAAAAAUCGUUUGAAGCAAAAGGAAAUGGCAGAAAAUGGCUACUCAGUGGCGGGAGACAAUGUCCAGCAUAAAAGUAUGGCAUCCCCUCUGUCUGAGAAGAAGGAAGGGAGGCAGCGCGACGACCGGCGGCCGAUAACCAUGCAUUUUGGGCAGCCAGAGAAAAUCCCUCCACCUCGGCCGCCUCCUCCAAAGAUAAACUGUACUCCUCCACCCGCAAGACCUCCAAGACCACCAGUUAAGAAGCCAAGAAGUAAUGCACUAUCGGCAGAGACGCGAAUAGCCUCCAUUUCAAGCCCAGAUCAGCCUCAGCCAUAUAAAACUUUAAAGGAAUCUGAUGCUGUUGAUGGAGAAGAUUUGGGUACUGAGAAGAGGCAGGGGCAUAACAUCUUUUCUGGCCUGUCAGUACCAACCAGGAAUAUGGAUGUGAACUUACUGGACGAUCUGUUCAGCAGUAUUAAGGUAACUUCACAACAUCAGCCACUCAGCCAAGCAAAGAGCAUGGAGGAUCUGAGGACCCCUAAAGAGGAAGAAAUAGAGAAUACAUUUGGAACUCAGUGGAAGGGAGUGGCUUCAUCCGAGAAGAGCAAAGCUCUAUCAACAGGACUGCACCACACCCUGCCCCAUGCCAAGCUUCGGAGCACUGUCCAUGAUGACACGGCUCUGGGGGUGAAGCCCAUCACCAGCUCGUCACCUGGGAGCAUUCACUUUGGGAGUUUCUUCACAGCGAUUGACACAGAGACUUUGAACAGAGACGUUCAGUUACCCUCCACGGAUCCUCCGCCGGGGGGCUCGGGCAACAUCACCAUUCCCCGGCCUCAAGGCAAGAGGUCCACGGACAAGGGGAUUGUGCUUCCGCCGCCAGCAGCUGUCAGUCGGGGUGCAAAACAGCAGGCCCUUCCUGGACUUGACCAAGUCUCGGCCGUGUUACAGGAUAGCUCUAAGCAAGACGUGUCCGUGUCCACUGCUGGUUCAGUGUCCGAACUGUUACAGGAGUCCACAGGAGCUGAGAAGAAAUCAGACUUAAGACCAUUGAACCUGACCCCUCAGCCUCCAUUAAGUUCUUGUGCUACUGAUAUCCUGAAACCUAUCAAAAUUGGCAAGGGAGUGGACAGCAGGAACGAUCUCUUGAGUCUUUUGGAUCCAUUGAGUUCCACUUCUGACCUCGACAGGGGCCAGUCUCCAAGUCCCAGCAUUUCAUUAGCACCUGCAUCAUCUUUGCCUUCAGCUCCUGCUCCCUUGGCUUUUGCCUCUCCAAGUACUGACCUGGGAAUAAGUACCCCACCUGCUUCCCUACAGUUCAGCCAAACUCUGGGAUACUCAACCCCCAGCCCUGCACCAGUAGCACCAUUUCCCCAACCCCCAUCUUAUCCGUUUUCCCAGACACUGCCGGCGGCUCUUCACUUCCCUCAGGCCCAGCCUACAGCGACUCACUUCGUGUCUCCUGCAGCUUCUCCCUUUGUUCCAGGCUUCUUGCCGUCGGGUCCCGGAUACUUCCAGCCACAGAUGCCCCACCGGAACUACUCUGCACCCUCGCUCCAUCACCUAUAUGUACAGCCCACGCCACUGACUCAGUCAGGGACUUUCAGCAAGCAAAGUACAAUCUCCUCCACCAGCCUGGGUGGAACAAGCUAUGCAAAAUCAGCAGGGAGUGUGGCGGAUUCCAAUUCCGCCGUGGCCAGCAGAGGGAAGAAUUUGACUGAGCCACCAAUGGUCCCACCAAAGCCUUCGAAAGGUCUGGAAAGAAUUCCGCAGCCAUGCGACACUGGGGUGGCCGACGAUCCAUUUGCAAUAUUGCUUAAUGCGACAAAGAAGGAGGCAGCAAGUUCACAAAGUCGAGUAGACCAGCUCAGGAAGAAGUGGGAGACGUUUGACUAAUAGCUGACGCGCAGUGUCCCGUCAUUAAGUGAACAACGCCAGAGUGUCCAUACACUGUGGCCUUUGGAUGUCUCAUAAAAAAAAAUAUCACAUUGCAAAGAGUACGCUGUACGAGAUAAUUGUGUAUGGUUUCUGUAAUAGCCAUAGGCAGUGGAUCUUGUAUCCAUUCUAGUUAUGGUGAGGUAUUGUAACACUAUACUUAAUCCCUAAGGCAAGUCAACACAACCUCUUCGAUAUGGUGAUUUACUGUGACUUUUGCAGUUUCUUUCCUGCAAAGAAGUACUUCUGCAAAGCUGCCGAAGUUCAACGUGAGAUUGGCUUCUUUCGUUACUUUUGAUUCCUCUUUCCUUUUGCUUGCUCAGUGAUGCCGUUCGAUGUGCACACCACUGUCACCAUUACUCAGCACAGCGUUUAAAUAUCUGCAUCAGUUAUGAAGUACCACGGCGUAUAUUUGUCAGUGUGGUGAUUCCUUUUGCAGCACCUUUCCAUUGUAGUGCUCUUGGUCAGACAGUAUUUUGAUAAUUAUGUGAGUUAUCAUGAAAUGAUUGCUGUAUUUAUCGGAACAUUUCUUAACUAUCCUCCCAUGACAUCAGAGAGUAAACACUAAACUCCUGAACAUGAACUUUUUUUCAAAGAAUUAAUUAUGACAAAGUAUUGUCUAUUUAUUGUAACUGUGUGCGCAGAGAAGGCAAGGCAAAUCAGUGUUCAUACAUUUCUCUUCCAGCUCAGUAAAGCUGCUUUAAUUCAGGCUUGUUAGUGAAAGAUCUUAUAUUGGUUUUAUUGUGGGAUAAGUUCGGCAUCAAAUGAUUAAUAGAAUUUUCAAUUUAGGUUUGUUAAAGUAUAAUCUUCAGCACUGUGUCUAAUGUACGGCCACUACUAGUGUUAAGACUAACCAGCAACUUUGACCAAGUAUUAUAGUGACUGGCAUAGCGUGCUCAAAUGGAACCAAGAUCCUUCUACCGCACUGCCUCUGGGUUUGAGUGAUGCACGCCUGUGGCACUGGUGGUUCAAACACAAGCAUCAAGCAGAAACAUCAGGUGAACCUUCCCCAAGUUAUUGUAAAUCCUCACAAGGUGCAUAUAUGAACCUUUACCAGGUUUUUGAUUCAUCCAAGACUACUCAUUUCCCUGCUUGAUGCAUUUUAUCAAAACUAUCCUCUGAUCAUAAGAAGUGGUUUUGAUGCUUCUUCAAAUCCUCCUAAGCCCUGCUUCCUUGUUGGCCUAAGCACAUAUAUAUCUCCUUCCAGCUUCUGCAGAGAAGCUUUCCAACGCAGCGGCCAAACAUCGACUAACCAGAAAGAAAUCUGAAAUCAUCUUUGCAGGAAUCUCUACCAAUCUUUGUACCUACUUUGAAUUCAUGUUAGGAUGUUUUACAACCUUUGAUGAGGGAAUGUAUGCUAACACACUUGUGGCUCUGUUUGUAGAAAGCUGUUUUCUAUCUACCCAAUGUUCAUGGACCAUCUCUGAUGUAAUUCUGGUUAUACUUUUAUAGUACUGAAGGAUGAAAAGGGAUCAGACGACUAAAUUAAUAUGAUCGUGUGUAGUUUAAGCCAGAUUUUACCUCUCAUACUCUACCUACUUCUAUAAUGUGCUGGACAAUCCCGAUGCAGAGCAACAUACACGAAACGCUGGAGGAACUCAGCAGGUCAGGCAGCAUCUAUGGAUAGGAAUAAAUAGUAUGUAUUUUGGGCCAAAACCCUUCAUUAUUGAGCCCCAAUGAAGGGUCUCAGCCUGAAGCAUCAAGUGUUUAUUCCCCUCCAUAGAUGUUGCCUGACUUAAUUAGUUCUUCCAGUGUUUCGUGUAUGUUGCUCUGAAAUUACAGCAUUUGCAGAGUCUCUUCUGUUUAUCAGUCCAAAUGCAUUUUGUGUUUGGUUUGGAACCCAUUUUGGUUCCUUGUUUUUCCUUGGAAAAGUUAGUUUAGGUCAACUACAUUUAAAGCUUAUGGGUAACGUGAACUUCUUUAAGGUAUCAAUGUUUGUGUUUUCAUUAAAACCAUGAUAUAUAGAAUAAGAAUUCUGCCCAUCAAGUCUGUUCCACAGUGAGGCAUGUAAUCAAUCAAGAACAUCAUCAAAACCUUUCACAAAUAAUUGUGGGUCUGAUAAUCAAGUGGCAAAUUUAGUAUUUGUAAACUGCCAUGUGUGACAUUGUCUCUGCAGUAACACACACACAUUGCUGCUGUAGCAUCAUCUGUACAGUAAUGUGCACACAGUGCUGGAGGAACUCAACAUCUAUGGAGGGGAAUAAACAGUUGACUUUUCAGUCCAAGACACUUCAUCAGGACUGGUGAACAGUCUCAGCCCGCAAUGUUGACUGCUGAGUUCUUCCUGCAAUUUAUAUGUGUGUUAUUUUGGCAGUUGAGCACCAACACACACAACAUUCACACACACACUUUCACACAUGCACAUGCUCUCUCUCUCACACACACACACACUUUGUCUCACACUCAUUCACACACAUCUAUGUCCACGUAAGGUCCACAGAUGGUAUACAUUUCAUUACACAGUCACCACCUACACCCACGUUCAUUCUGAGCAUGGAGUAAGUGGAGAAUGAGAGCAUUGGGUGGAGUAAAUUGAAAAAUGAACAAAUUUAAAUAUUUAUCAAUAUAUAAAAUGAGCUUCGUAAAUAACAUAGUUUGAGUUUUUUCAACUGUUAAAGAUACUUCUCACCUGCCACCAAGCAAAAGUAAUAUCUGACUUUUAAUAUAUUUCAUUGUUUUUACAAUCCACUCAGGAAACCUAGAGUAUUUACUGAUUAGUCUUGCCUCAUUUUAGUGACUGAACUUUCAAAUAUCGGAAGUGGAAUUUUAAGGAGCUCUAAUCAUGGAACUUGCUCACUAAUACUUGGAUAACAAGGUACAAAUUUCCAAGCUCACGAUACAGAUUAUUGCUGGAGGUUUUGCCUGUGGUGAUUUAUUUUGCACUGGAAAAGGGUGGCAGCCGACCAACGGCAAGAUCGGGAAGUGCUUUCAUUGGCGUGGAUUCUCUCCAUUUGUAAAACUGGCUUGUGCUUACUGCCAAAGUUUGUUAUUAGUGCAUUUAUAGUUUUGUAAGUUUUCUUCUCAAAUUUUAUUAUAAAAUAAAUAUUGCAGCAACACAACUUAAAUUAGUGCUGAAGCCACAAAGACUGAGGCGUUACACUACAUUUGUUCCUAUCCACAGACACUCACAAAAGAAACCUGGCACAACUUUCUAAAUAAAUAAUUAGUUUCACACAACCUUUAAACACACUUAAGAUGUAGUAGGUUCAAAAUUUCCAUAUUUACAAUAACUGUUACCUUGAGUAAUGAAAUAACUUCUUUGGAAAUCUAUCUGAAUUAGUCAAUGAUAUUUCAGUGGCUUUUGACAAGACUCUAAUGCAUUUCCUGAGAAUUGCAGUAACUUGUUAAUGUGCCUGGAACACUACUGAAUGUAAGAUAGUGCAGUUUACUGAAACCGAGGUAGUGUGAAGAGAAACACAUACAAAAUCCUGGAGGAACUUAGCAGGUCAGGCAGUAUCUAUGAAAACGGAUACAGAGUUGGUGUUUCUGGCCGAAGCCCGUCACCAGGACUGGAAAGUAAGGGGGAAGAUGCCAGAAUAAGAAGGUGGGGGUGGGGGGGGGGGGAGGAGGUAGGAGGAUAAACUAGGUGAUAGGUGAAGUCGGUGACCACUCUCAGUGGAGGAGCAACACGCGAUAUUCCAUCUAGUGGCCUCCAACCUGAUGACAUCAACAUCGAUUUCUCAAACUAAUGGUAUUUCCCCCCCACCCUCACUUUCCCUCUUCUUUAAUUCCCCAUUCUGGCCUCUUACCUCUUCUCCUUACCUGCCUAUCAUGUUCUAGCAUCUUCCCUCCCUCCUUUAAAGUCCAUAUGAAGGGCCUCAGCCUGGAGCAUUGACUUCUUGACCUGCUAAAUCCCUGCAGCAUCUGUGUGCAUUGCUCUGGGUUUCCAACAUCUGCAAAAUCUCUAGUUCUGUAGUAUCCAAAGCAGCAUUAACACUCAUGAAUCCGUUACAUUUACUAAAUCAGUGGCCCACACAAUAGGGGUAGCCAGUCUUGGCAUUGUGUAAUAUGAUGGCAGGAUUCCUGUUUGAGCUUAUUCAUUGCUUUUACAACUUGGCUGAAUAAAUGCUGCUAAGUGUUCCAAGUUCCUGGGUAUAUUGCGACGAGUGUUUCUUUACCAGCAGUGCUUAUCUGGUUUUGUCCUAUGCAUCUAUUUCUGGUUUAAUAUAUUUGUCACGAAUAUGGUGAUUGUGUUUUAUGUAUUGAAUUCUAUGAUGUGUGGCAAAAGCUUUCACUUUGCCCAUUAGGAAUCUGCUUGAUGUAUUGGGCAACAGUAACACAGACUUAGUACGUGACCGCAGAGGAUUUUCCACAGAGCUCUCAUUUAGACUGCCUACAGUUGUAAGUAUAUGCACAGUGAAUUUUAGAUAAUGUUGAUAUUAAGCAAUAGCUAUUAAGUUUUUAUUUUUAAUUGCAAUAAUAACACAGCUAGUAUUUGUAACCAAGGCCCCAGUGACACUUUAUAACUGGUAUUAGCAGUUUCCUGUCAAGUAUUAUGGAAGGCUAAUGGUUUACACAUUUAGAAAUCUGUUAUUUUGUUGUAGAAUCUUAUCAACACUAUAAUUCUCAAUCUUUUUUUUAAAUCCAUGCAGGAAUAUAAAAUUCAUAUAAUUACAUGUUGCCUAUAAAUUGCCCAAAAGAUCUGUUGUUUGAAAAAUACAGAAGGCCGGGUUCAGUGAGAGUUGCCAUGCUUUUGCCCAGGGCUUUUCUUUGUGCUGCUUUCCAAAACUGGUUGUGUACAGAGAUUUCUGCAUUUCUAUGUCCAAAGACACUGUUUAGUUUCUGAAAAAAAGUGUAGAAUCAAAGUAUUUAGAUAAUGGUUCACUGCACACAUUACUACGCCCAGCUCCGAGGCAGCUAGGGUGAGAUACAGUGCAUUAUUAUUUUUGUGUUCUAUUAUUGAUUAUCACUCAUACAACUGUGAACAAAUGAAUUUUGUAAUUAAUACAGUGAAAUGGACUUGUAAGCUGACAGAAUGAUGCUGAGGGACUUAAAAGUAAUAAAAUUAAUGAUUCUCCUGUGUAA